GAAUUUAUGUGUUCGUAUCAAACAUAUGAAAUACACCAAUCAUUUUCCUAUACUUUAAACAAUCAUUAUUCGUUGUAUACGACAUGUGUUUAAAAAAAGGCUACCAUCCUAAAUUUCUAAACAUUUAGUUGGUUUCUGUACGUUGAAUCGUGUAUAGAAGUAAAACGGAAGCUAUAUUGUUCUUACCAGGAAUAUUUCUGUUCGUAAAUUUCUGUUGAGUAAACAUGUAUUUAUGAAUCAUUGUUUAAUUUUCGGCAGCGAGUAACCUACAUUUUAUGAAACCAUUUUAUUGUAUGUUCAUGAUGGCCUAUAUUUGUCUUGAUACUCAAAAUCAAAUAUGAAAUAUGACUAAAUAUUUUGUUAUUUAAUAAAAAAUAUCUAAUUUAAAUGCAAUAUUUAAAGAAUAAAUAUACCUUAUGGAAUUCCUCACACUUUCCAGAAUUACGACAAUUUAUAACUGUGGAAUCUUCAUGUACUGGAUUAUUAUUUAACCAUGCAAGACCUCAAGAUUUUGUGAAAUCUCAAUGGGUGUGUUUCAAACCGAAAUAUUUCACAAUAUAUCGUGCGUCUCUGGCAACUCUUUUGUUAGUAUGGAUUAUAUACGAUGUUGUUAGAGAAACAAUCAAACAUUUCGAUCAUUCUAAGUAUGGUUGGAUCACGUACGCUACAAAUUGGGGAUUUCUGCUACUUACCAUAGUUCAUAUAUCACUAGCUAUCUACUGCUUGAUUCACAACAUAAAAUUUCCUAACAAUGAACCAAGAUAUUAUCAACCAAUAUGGUUUCUGUAUAAUUUAUCUGCAACGUGUAUACUUGUAGUUUCUGUCGUGUUUUGGUUUUCAUUGUCGAACAUUCCAUUGGAUGCAUUCGCAAGUUGGCAAAGUGAAGUUAAACAUUCAUUAACUCCAAUCUUGGUCGUGAUUGACAAAUGCCUUUGUGCUAUUCCGAUGCGAAUGAUACAUGUAAUUUAUCCUUGCCUGGUCGGUUUGAUAUAUAGUUUAUUCACAUAUUUGUUUUGGUUACUCGGUGGUGCAGGUCCUUAUCGUACAGGACAAGUUUAUCCUUUCAUUGAUUGGAGUAAGCCACAAACAACAGUACUAACGUGCCUUAGUGCUUUGAUUUGUACUAUUUUAUGUCAUGCCAUCCUUUACAUAAUCUAUUUCAUACGAGUGAAUAUAAGCGUUAAAUUAGGUGGUCGAGGUUUCAUGCUCAUUAAAGAAUCGAAGGAGCCACACUGUUACGACAAUGAGGAAUUUGAUUUGAGCGAAGAGAUCAGUGAGAAUGGGAAACAAACUAUCCAGACGAGGAAGAUACAAAAUCCACAAGCAGCGUAUCAAAAGUAUGGCACAAUUGAAUAAAAUAUUAUUUCUCCAUAUACACAGUAUGCAGACUAACUUUUCAUAUGAUUAUCUUUAAAGAAAUUGCAGGACAUUGAUUUAGUAUGUGGUGGAUACUAUUUGUUAGUUUCAUAUUCAUUUCUAUUGUCCGAUGUUACUGUUUCUACUUCUUAUACUGGAAUUGUGCUUCUAAUAAACACCGACCAGGAUAUUAAGGCAUGAGCUUUACCAACAGAAAUCUUGCCAUUUUUUCUAAAUCUAAAUAAGAUACGACAUAGGAAUGUUAACGGUCAAAUAUACUCUUUGAAAUUAUGGUCACUUAUCGAUGAAAUCAAGAUCGGAACUAGCCUAAAUCUGAAACCAUUUUCACAAUAUGGAAUAUUUGAAUAGUUCUGUUAUUCUAUCUUAAUGAUAUUGUUAAGUCGAAUGAUAAUAUUUGGCUUACUUGUCUAGUAAUCCCUUCAACGAU
This is a messenger RNA of Schistosoma rodhaini, 1804 nucleotides long. The record is from the annotation of a GenBank genome assembly. Lineage: Eukaryota; Metazoa; Platyhelminthes; Trematoda; Strigeidida; Schistosomatidae.